Molecule: messenger RNA, 2104 nt
Organism: Chinchilla lanigera (long-tailed chinchilla)
Lineage: Eukaryota; Metazoa; Chordata; Mammalia; Rodentia; Chinchillidae
Product: low affinity sodium-glucose cotransporter-like
Exons: 15
Coding region: 76-1917 (613 amino acids)
Biological process (GO): transmembrane transport; sodium ion transport
Cellular component (GO): plasma membrane
Molecular function (GO): D-glucose:sodium symporter activity
Source: RefSeq, a predicted model, not a curated record
AGGAAUCCUGAAGCAGUUAAGCUUCUUUGCAAAGAUCCACAGCACCACCUUGAGGCCUAUUCAUCUAAAUGUGCAAUGCUGAAGACCAACCGGAGCACUGUUGGAGGCUUCUUCCUGGCUGGCCGAGAUAUGGUCUGGUGGACAAUGGGUGCCUCUAUCUUUGCCAGUAAUAUCGGCAGUGGCCACUUUGUGGGCCUGGCUGGGACAGGAGCAGCCUCAGGGAUUGCUAUUGGAGCAGUUGAAUGGAAUGCUUUGCUGAUGGUGGUGGUUCUAGGCUGGUUUUUUGUCCCCAUCUACAUCAAGGCAGGGGUGGUGACCAUGCCAGAGUAUCUCAGGAAGCGAUUUGGUGGAAAACGACUGCAGAUCACCCUCUCCAUCCUUUCUCUCUUCAUUAUUGUGGCCAUUGGAAUUUCUUCAAACAUAUUUUCGGGUGCCAUAUUCAUCCAGCUAGCCUUGGGAUUGGACCUUUACCUGGCAAUCUUCAUCCUCUUGGCAAUCACUGCUGUUUACACCGUCACUGGGGGUUUGGUCUCAGUAAUCUACACAGACACUCUCCAGACCAUCAUCAUGGUGAUUGGUUCUUGCAUUCUCAUGGGUUUUGCAUUCACUGAAGUUGGAGGAUACGAGAGCUUCACGGAGAAGUACAUGAAUGCCAUCCCUUCUGUAAUUGAAGGGGACAACUUGACAAUCAGUCCCAGUUGCUACACACCUCAGCCAUACUCCCUCCACAUUUUCAGAGAUCCUAUCACUGGAGACAUUCCAUGGCCAGGAUUGUUAUUUGGAAUGACCAUUUUAGCUGUGUGGUACUGGUGCGUAGAUCAGGUUGUUGUACAGCGUUGUCUGUCUGGCAAGAACAUGUCUCAUGUGAAGGCGGCCUGUGUCAUGUGUGGCUACCUGAAGCUGCUGCCCAUGUUCAUCAUUGUGAUGCCAGGAAUGAUCAGCCGCAUUCUGUAUACAGAUAUGGUGGCCUGUGUUGUACCUUCUGAAUGUAGGAGGCAUUGUGGCACUGAAGCUGGCUGCACAAAUUAUGCCUACCCUACACUGGUGCUGGAACUGAUGCCAGCUGGACUUCGAGGCCUGAUGCUAUCAGUCAUGUUGGCCUCCCUCAUGAGCUCCCUGACCUCCCUGUUCAACAGUGCCAGCACGCUCUUCACCAUGGAUAUAUACACCAAGAUAAGGAAGCACGCAUCAGAGAAAGAGCUCAUGAUUGCUGGACGGCUAUUUGUCAUCCUGCUACUUGUCAUCAGCAUUGUGUGGGUCCCAUUAAUACAAGCGUCUCAAAAUGCACAACUGUUCCAUUACAUGUCAUCAGUUGCUAGCUAUCUUGGGCCCACAGUUGCAGCUAUCUUUGUACUUGCCAUCUUCUAUAAAAGAGUCAAUGAACAGGGAGCAUUCUGGGGUCUAGUACUUGGACUUGCAAUGGGCCUCAUUCGAAUGAUUAUAGAAUUUGCCUACGGAACAGGAAGUUGUGUGGUUGCCAGCAACUGUCCUAAGAUUAUCUGUGGAGUGCACUAUAUGUAUUUUGCCAUCAUUCUCUUUUUUGUGUCUAUGCUGGUCAUCGUAGGAAUUUCACUUCUGACAAAACCAAUUCCUGAUGUACAUCUGCAUCGUCUGUGCUGGGCUCUUUGGAACAGUACAGAAGAACGAAUUGAUUUAGAUGCUGAAGACAAAAGGCAGGAAGAAGUUGACACUGUUGAGGAAGAUCUUCCUAUGCAGUCUCGUGGGUGUCUCAGGAAAGCUUAUGACAUAUUCUGUGGUUUGCAGAAGACAGGACCCAAACUGACCAAAGAGGAGGAAGAAGCCCUGAAGAAGAAACUCACAGACACAUCAGAAAAGCCCCUUUGGAGAACUGUAACGAACAUCAGUGCCAUCAUCCUCGUAACUGUGGCAGUCUUUGUCCAUGCCUAUUUUGCCUGAACUCUAUCUGAGUGAAGGCAAUAUUAUUCAGUUAACGGAUAAUAUUGAUUUCAAUUUUUAUAGUUUGUUAUAUUUCAAAAUAGAGAUGUGCAAUUUGAAAUGCUUUCUAAUUUGUUUAUAUAGACCUGACUUAUUUUGUUUUUAUCGUCCCUUUGUGUCAAGUAUAAAUUCUAUUUUACAAUUUUAU